AUGCAUACAUUUACCCGUAUCGGUGUGAUUUUUUCUUUCUUCAUACUUUUAGUCAAAACAAACGAAAUAGUUGAUAAUGUUUUAUAUGCACAUUCGGGAUUAAAGUCGAAUAUUGUUCUUCGAGAAUUGCACGACGGUAUUGACCCAUACCAGAUGAAACUUAAUGAGCUUGAGCACCCGGAAAAUAUCAACCUUGUGGUUAAUCUUGAUGCGAUUGAUUACCUUCUGAAUGAUGGGGCCAAAAAACAGAGUGAAAAUGAAAGUGGCAAUAACAAACCCGAUGACAAGGACUUGAUACAAUUGGCUCAAAACUACAUUCCAGCACAUAAGCUAAACGCUGUAACUACAUCAUUUGUUAAGAACAAAGUUUCAGAACUAACAAAUUGGGCCUCAAAGUACUUUGCAAAGACUUUUAAAUAUAUCUACCAAAACUUUAUAUUCAAGAUCAUCAAGUAUUCGUACUUUUGGGCUUACCAAUUAACUAAAUAUACAGUCAAACUAACCGGAUGGUAUUAUGGAACGUCAAACUUGCCCAUAAAAUGCUUUAUUGGAUUAGAUUGGAUCGACGUUGAUACUCAGGGCCGAUACCUAGUUGGAUGGGAAACAUUUACCUUGAAUGACAACUGUGCAGAAACCGUUGACCAAAGGGCAUUAGAGAUUAUAUUGGCUCAGGCAAAAAUCAAAGCUGCCGAGAAUGAUGAAGUUAACCUUUGCCACUUUUACAAGAACGAAGCUGGCAUUGACUCAGGUGCAUGGUUUGCAAACAUCAGAGUUUUGUCGGUUAAAGAACACUUGGAACUAGGCGAAAACAUUUGGGACAUUUCUUGCGAAGAAGGAAAACAAAGCAAGAGAGAAACGUUGUGGGAGGUGCUCCAAAAGGGUGUAGCAGUAUUAUUGUAA
This is a messenger RNA of Lodderomyces elongisporus, 900 nucleotides long. RefSeq lists its product as uncharacterized. The transcript has a single exon. The record is from RefSeq and is a predicted model, not a curated record. Lineage: Eukaryota; Fungi; Ascomycota; Pichiomycetes; Serinales; Debaryomycetaceae. Bases 1 to 900 code for a protein of 299 amino acids.